AUAAAAGAAAAAUGCCAUUAAAAAGAAAAGGUAAAGUUAAUAAGUUUGCUCGUAUGAGCGAAGAAGAACGUGUUCGUUAUAUGCAGCAUCGUGCAGAAUUAGAAUUAGAAGCGAAAAGACGUAAACAACAAUUGGUAGCAAUUUUUAGUAAGAACAAAUUGAAACGCGAAGAAGCUUUUUCUAGAUUAAAUACAGCAAAAAUAAAUGAACAGUGGCGAUUUAUUCUUCGUCGGAUUAAAUGUAAAGAAUUUUACGAAGAUGUAACGUAUCUUUGGAAAAACUUUGAUAGAAUGAUAAAUAAUAAGGAUAAAAUAGUACAGUUAUUGCAUGUAGAAAUAAAGAUGGCAGAUAUUGACCAUAGAAGAUCGCAAGAGGCUCAUAUUGGAAUAAUAAAUAAAAUUAUUGAAUUAUACAAGCAAAAACUUAGAGCUUUAUGUGAUGAUUAUAUUUAUAAAGUGCAUAGCGUUCAAGGUGAAGAAACAAUCGAAUUAAAUAAAUUGAAAAUAAAUAUGGAAAAGGCUUGUAAAGAAAUAAAAAUUAUUACUACAAAUGAGAAAAUAGAAUUUGAGAAAAUAUUAACAAAAACAAGAUCACAAAAUGCUAUUAAUAUUUGUAAUAUAAUUUCAUUGAGAAAAGAUAUGAUGUUAGAACUUCAAAACAAAAUUUCUAUUAAAAUAGAAAAUUUAUCAGAAGAGUUAAAUGAGAUAAUGUUAGAAUAUAAUAAAACUACAGAAACUAAAAGAAAACAGUAUGAAUUUUUAAAGGAACAGGAUGAUGCUAAUUUUACUGAAAUGACACAAUAUCCAAAAUUAAAUACACAAUUACAAAAUUCAAUUAAUACUAUAAAGAAUGAAAUAGAAAAUUUAUUAGAAAAAAGAAAGUUUAGCAUUAAUAAGUUGAAAUAUCAAAUGAAAUUUAUGAGAAACAAAUCAUUGGCGAUGAGAAAAAAUUUUAAAACUAAUCAGAUUUUAGAAUUUACACAGUUAAAAAAUUUAAGUGUUGUUUGUAAUAAUGUCAUAAAGGUGAGAAACGAAGUUAACGGUUAUUUUAAUCAAUUUUUUUUUUUUUAUAUAUUUUUUCUUCAUUUACAGGAUUUGGAAAAAAUUACUAAAAAAGGUUUUGCAAUGUUAUCAUUGAUGAAGUUAUGUUCAGAAUUAGAACCUUUAUCAGUGUCUAUUAAAAUGUAUAUUUCUUCUGACAUAGAUAUCGCAGAAGAAUCAACUAUGUAUUGCGUAUCUAAACCAUUUCAAAAAUUAGAAAAGUUUUGGUUGCGUUAUAAUCAUAUAAAGGUCGAAAAUAUUUCGAUGAAGAAAGAAUGUAAUAAAUUGUCAGCAGAAAACAAACAUUUAAGAUAUAUGUUACGUAAUUACCUCAUCAGUGUCUCCAGGAUGGAGACUACAUUACCAAUUACAUCAAUUGCUAUAUAAGUAUAAUGCAAAUAAAGUAAUUCAAAAGAUUUUGAUAAAAA
Messenger RNA from Vespa crabro (European hornet), 1468 nucleotides. Its product is annotated as dynein regulatory complex subunit 2. The transcript is spliced from 5 exons. The coding region runs from base 12 to 1427 and encodes 471 amino acids. Gene Ontology annotation, cellular component: axonemal dynein complex; axoneme. Gene Ontology annotation, biological process: regulation of cilium movement; axonemal dynein complex assembly; cilium-dependent cell motility. NCBI's taxonomy places the organism in Eukaryota, Metazoa, Arthropoda, Insecta, Hymenoptera, Vespidae. The record is from RefSeq and is a predicted model, not a curated record.